UUCAUCAGCUUCAUUGUUAAUUUCUUCUACCAGCAAUUCUGUCUUACCCCUCGAAUGUGGUGGAUCAUUAACAGAAACAAAAAAAAGAAAAAGAAAAAAAUAUCUGUUGUGGAAGAUUGACAAUUUGUUGGAUCAUCUGCUGCAUCAAAAAAUUUUAAAUACUUCCAAUCUGCAUGAUUUUGGAGAUGAACAAUCUACGCAGCUUCGCUCACCGAUUCUUUUCCAACCCUAAUUCCUCUCUUCAUCCAUCCAAACAUUUCCUACGCUUUUUCACUCUUUAGUUUUUUUUCCUUAAUUAAUUUCGGAGGGAAAAUUGAGAUGAACUGUAAAGCUCCGGCCGUGAAAUUGGACGACGAGCAGUUGGCGGAGCUGCGGGAGAUAUUCCGAUCAUUCGACCGGAACAAUGACGGUAGCCUGACGGAGCUGGAGCUUGGCUCGCUGCUGCGGUCGCUCGGUUUGAAGCCGAGCCCCGAUCAGAUCGACGCGCUGAUCCAGAAGGCCGACACGAACAGCAACGGAUUGAUAGAGUUCUCGGAGUUCGUGUCGCUGGUGGCGCCGGAGCUCCUGCCGUCGAAGUCGCCUUACACGGAGGAGCAGCUCAGGCAGCUCUUCGAGAUGUUUGAUCGGGACGGAAACGGUUACAUCACGGCAGCGGAGCUGGCGCACUCCAUGGCCAAGCUCGGCCAUGCCCUGACUGCGGAAGAGCUCACCGGGAUGAUCAGGGAGGCCGACACCGACGGCGACGGCAGGAUCAAUUUUCAGGAGUUCUCGCAAGCAAUCACCUCUGCCGCCUUUGAUAAUUCUUGGGCUUGAUUAUUCCAUUUUCUCUUACCAUCAAUUUCUUGUUUAGGUAAGAGUGUUGAUUUUGGGGAAAAAUAAUGCCUUGGUGCUAAUUCUCUAGUAGAAAUUCAAGUAUGCAUUUUUGAAUGGUAUUUCACUAUGCAUCUAUCUA
This is a messenger RNA of Salvia splendens (bonfire salvia), 952 nucleotides long. RefSeq names its product probable calcium-binding protein CML18. The transcript has a single exon. The coding region runs from base 319 to 813 and encodes 164 amino acids. NCBI's taxonomy places the organism in Eukaryota, Viridiplantae, Streptophyta, Magnoliopsida, Lamiales, Lamiaceae. Gene Ontology annotation, molecular function: calcium ion binding. The record is from RefSeq and is a predicted model, not a curated record.